Messenger RNA from Aureobasidium melanogenum CBS 110374, 1761 nucleotides. RefSeq lists its product as uncharacterized. NCBI's taxonomy places the organism in Eukaryota, Fungi, Ascomycota, Dothideomycetes, Dothideales, Saccotheciaceae. The transcript has 5 exons. The coding region runs from base 1 to 1761 and encodes 586 amino acids. Gene Ontology annotation, molecular function: myo-inositol:proton symporter activity. Gene Ontology annotation, biological process: transmembrane transport. The record is from RefSeq and is a predicted model, not a curated record. Gene Ontology annotation, cellular component: membrane.
AUGGACAAGGACAAUAAAGUCCAGCAGGUAGAAUGCCUUGAGUAUGGUCAAAACGGAUACACUUCCAGCAAAGUUGGCGUCAAGGACAACAAUCCUCUAUCUGGUCUUACUGUGGCAGAGCUCCGAGAUCAGGCAAAUCUGUUCUGCGAUACCUAUGGCUUCGAGGACAAAUUUGAGACAUUCCACAAAGCUGCUUUGAUAGCUCAGAGACCAACAAUCUUUGAGUCUAUCGAGUCUUUGACCGAAGACGAUAAAUACUGGCUUCGUCGAGAAAUCACCAAUCGCUGGGACCUGCCAUGGGCGAUGUACAUGUGUAUCAUGAUUGUCUCUAUCGGAUCUGCUGUACAAGGAUGGGACAAUACAGGCGCCAAUGGAGCCAAUCUCUCUUUCCCGGAAGAGUUUGGCAUUGCGGAUCAGCCAUGGCUGAUCGGAGUAAUCAAUGCUUCGCCUUCUUUAUUCGGGUUACUCAGUGCAUGGGCAGCAGAUCCCGUCAACAACUAUCUCGGCCGUCGGGGCACAAUCUUCCUUACAGGUCUCUUCGUUGUAUUCCCCGUGCUUGCACAAGGAUUCACCAAAGACUGGAUUGGCCUUAUGAUCUGCAGAUUGUUCAUGGGUCUUGGUAUGGGCAUCAAGAUAUCAACAAUACCUAUCUACAGUGCUGAGGUAUCACCGGCCAACAUCCGUGGAGGCAUUGUCACCAGCUUCCAACUUUGGGUCGCGUUUGGUAUUCUGCUAGGAUUCAGCACCAACCUUAUCUUCAUGAACGUUGGGCGAUUGGCAUGGCGAUUCCAACUCGCUGCUGCUUUCGCCCCGGCCUUGCCUCUGCUUGGAUUAAUCUGGUUGUGUCCCGAAAGUCCUCGUUGGUUGAUGAAGAAAGGGCGAUAUCAGAAAGCUUUCUGGGCAUUCUGUCGCAUCAGAAAUGACGAAUUGAUCUCCGCUCGCGAGAUGUUCUAUGCUCAUUGUCAGCUCAUGGCUGAAGCCGAAGAGUUCAAAGGGAAGUCGCUCUCCAAAAGAGUGAUGGAGCUCGUCACGGUACCCAGGAUCCGUCGUGCAACAAUCUCUUCCUCGAUCAUCGUGAUUGCUCAACAGUUUUCAGGCAUCAACAUCAUGGCCUUCUAUUCGUCUACUAUCUUUUCAGAGGCAGGAUACUCUGUAAAGCAAUCUCUUCUGGCCUCAUUUGGAUUUGGUGCUGUAUCGUUCGUCUUCGCUUUUCCUGCCAUCUACACCAUGGACACUUUCGGCAGAAGGAACUUACUGCUCAGCACGUUCCCGCAGAUGGCCUGGUGUUUGCUAGGCUGUGGCUUUAGCUUCUUGAUGUCAAGUGACAACAGCGCAAAGAUCCCCCUAAUUGCUGUAUUCGUCUUCCUCUUUGGUGCAUUCUAUGUUCCAGGUAUUGGUCCAAUUCCUUCAAUCUACUUUUCAGAAGCUUUUCCUCUAUCUCACAGAGAGAUUGGAGCAGCUUUCACCAUCUGCGUCAACAACUCUGUCAGCAGUGCUUUGGGUCUCACCUUCCCUUCUCUCCUGGCUAAGAUCACGCCCACCGGCGCGUUCUGCUUGUACGCCGGACUCAACAUGCUCUCUUUCGUUGUCAUCUUCUUUGUCGUGCCUGAGACCAAACAACGAACACUUGAAGAGCUGGAUGAGGUUUUCAGUAUCCCUACGACCAGGCAUGCAUCAUAUCAAAUCAAGGUAUGGCUGUCUUGGUGGAUCAAGAGACAUAUUCUUAGGCAGAAGAGUGGCUCUUGUCCCGAGCUUCUGUAG